UGCUUCACUAGCUGGUGGAAAAUAAUAAACAAAGACGGCAAAAGUAAAUGGGAUUGUUUUCAACCAGUAAGCUGCAUUGGUGUUCGUGAGACUGGCCGACAAGAACUCAAUAGAUUGAUUUAUCAUAAAAGUUAUUUGUAUAUAAUCUGAAUCAAAAUUCCAAUAAAAUAGCAAGACAAUCAGCGAAAAACAAAGCAACCUUGGGGUUGUACAAUUGUUUUUGUCUUGUAAUCGAGUGAAACAUGCCUGCCAACAAGAAGUUGGCCGCCAUCGCUACUGUGGCCAACGAAGCGGAAGAACCCAACGCAUUUGUUAUUUGGAACCGUCGGAUACCAGUGACGGAUAGUCGUAAUAGGGAUGCGGAAAGUUUCACCAACUUCAGCUUCGUCUUUGAAGCGGAUUCCAAUGAUAUUUCUUCGCUAUCUGCAGGUGAUAUUGUUCCCUUUAACGAAAUUGAGAGUAUUGGCCCGGAAAAGAUUGUGCAAUCUCUCGAAAUGUCAUAUAUAUCAUACAACAUUAUCCAGAAUAAGAUGAAUUUAAACGAAAAGCGAGGCCCAAAGUUUCUUUGUCAGGAAUGCCGAUCUACAAUGCACACUCGUCUCAGCAUGAUCACUCACAUGAAGAUGCAUCUGAAACCGUUUUGUGAAGUUUGUUUUGGACUGUUUGAAUCGACUGACGCAGUGCGCAGCCAUAUAAAUACUAUCCAUCCAGAAGUGGUUAUUCAGGAUCGAGCUACGACACCGACGCCAAAAGAGUACUACUAUAUGCAAACCAUCGCUCCUCCGAAUACACCAAAUCCAUUAUCAGAUGACGAGAUGAAGACAAUUGAAGGUCUGGUCAAUCCAAUUGUGAAGCUGCCAGUUAUUGAGAAUUCUGUCAAUAAGCUCCUUAGUCACGAGGACACAGAUGAAGCUUUCAGUACCGAGGAUGAACACGGUCUGGUAAUCGAUGAACGUCCUCCUCAACCAGUUGGGCAUCGCAAACGCCCAAUCAAAAAACCUCCAAUCUUGAAACGCCAACUCAAGAAAAAGAUUACUAAAGGUAAAAGUACUGAUGCUUCCAAACCGGAGAAUGUUUUGAAGAAAAUAACAUCUAGAUUUGGAAGAGCAAUCAGCUUGAAACUACCGCAAUAUUAAAUUGACGGCACAUUUUGUUAUUGUUUUCAUGAAUUGAACUGAGUUAAAAAAAGGAUUUUUCUUAUUAAUAAUGAACCGGUUUUUAUGGUUUAAAACAACAUAUACAGAUAAUAUUAUU
Topomyia yanbarensis is the source of this 1254-nucleotide messenger RNA. RefSeq lists its product as uncharacterized. NCBI's taxonomy places the organism in Eukaryota, Metazoa, Arthropoda, Insecta, Diptera, Culicidae. The transcript is spliced from 4 exons. The record is from RefSeq and is a predicted model, not a curated record. Bases 243 to 1136 code for a protein of 297 amino acids.